UACUUUUAUUUUGAAGGCUUGUUUUCAACCAGAUAGUAGCUAGCUAGCUACUGUAUACAUUUAGCUGGUCAGUUACCACAUUUGGCUCCUUCUUAGUUAUGUUCGUAAUUUUAGCCAAUGGUAGCUAGUUACUUCUAUAUGUCUCUGGUUGUGUGUGGUCAGUUUGAACUGUCACGGUGUGGUCGAUCAGUCGGUGUCUGUUGACAUUGUAGAAGUCACUCCACCGUCGCACCGCACUGCGAACCAGCUAUCAUCAACCGGAACCAAUCUCUGCGGUAGUUCACUAUGACUGCUGACCCGAGUGCUCCGAUGACAGCGAUAGAUCCGCUCAGGUUGAGAGUGUUCUCUCUCAACUGCUGGGGCAUCCGUUACCUCAGCAAACACUGUUCUCAGCGCUAUGCUAUGGUUGCGGAACUGCUGAGCAGGGACGGGUAUGAUAUCGUCUUGCUGCAGGAGGUAUGGAGUGAAAAAGACUACCUCUUCUUGAAAAAUAAGCUUGCCUGUAGCCACCCUCACUCUCAUUACUUCAAAAGUGGUGUCAUAGGAAGUGGACUGGCCACCUUCUCCAAACACAGAAUCAACGAUGCCUUUCUGUACUGCUACUCCUUAAAUGGUUACCCUUACAUGGUCCACCAAGGAGACUGGUUUGGUGGGAAAGCUGUUGGCAUGGUCAUUUUGGAGAUAGGCAGACUGAAAGCACAUGUUUAUCUCACACAUCUCCAUGCAGAGUACAGCAGGGAGAGAGACACCUACCUCCCUCACAGAGUGGUCCAGGCCUGGGAGCUGCAGCACUUCAUCAGACACACGUCCAACGGGGCGGAUGUGGUGAUCCUGGGGGGGGACCUGAACAUGCACCCCCAGGACCUGGGCACCAGACUGCUGAUGGCCUCCACCGGCCUGAGGGACUGCUACACCGAGACAGACGUGUUCGACGGGUGUGAGAAUGGAAUCACCCUGAUAGCCGACAACUGCUUCAUCAACAAGAAGGAUCUGGUGCCCUUCGAGAAGGGCAUACGCAUAGACUACAUCCUUAUCAAGGGUUCGUCCAGGGUGGAGCUCCAGUGUGAGUCCAUGUCCACCACCCAGGGCUCGGUCCCGGACCAGCCCCACCCCUACUCCGACCACGAGGCCCUGAGCGUGGCGCUGAGGCUGGGACCCAGUGGCCCCCAGACGGGGGGGGAGGACUGUGGGCCAGACUGUGCUGCAGGGCGCGUGGCGGAGCUGGUGGACCUGGUGACAGAGGCACGUACAGAGGUGAAGGUGGGGCUGCACUGCGCUGAGAGGCGGCGCCACACGGCGGCUCGUACGGGGAUGAUGGGCGUGGCUCUGCUGCUCCUGGAGGUGGUGAUGGCCGCCGUGCCCUGGCUGGGUGGCCCUCAGCCCUUCCCCAGCGCCUCCUUCUACCUGCUGGGGGCGCUGGGCCUGGCCUCCCUGCUGGUCACCGGCAUGCUCUACCUCUUCUACACCACGGAGCUGAAAGCCCUGCAGGGGGCCGAGGACCACAUGAGGCUGGCCGUGGGGAGCCUGCAGGAGAGGCUGAGGGGGGUGGCCACGAAGAGGCCGCCCCUGGAGGCGGAGGAGUAGGUAGAUGAGGAGGAAUGG
Messenger RNA from Osmerus eperlanus (European smelt), 1602 nucleotides. RefSeq names its product sphingomyelin phosphodiesterase 2b (gene smpd2b). NCBI's taxonomy places the organism in Eukaryota, Metazoa, Chordata, Actinopteri, Osmeriformes, Osmeridae. The record is from RefSeq and is a predicted model, not a curated record. Bases 286 to 1584 code for a protein of 432 amino acids. Gene Ontology annotation, molecular function: sphingomyelin phosphodiesterase activity. The transcript is spliced from 11 exons.